AUGGCAAAAACUUCAUCAUUUUCUUCAGAAAUCUCCACAACAUUUACACACCCUUUUCUUCUUUUUCUUGGGCUUGUUUUUAUCUUUCUUGUUCUUGUCAAUUCCUCUGAUCCUUCAAAACACUCCAUGGAUUCAUCACUUCCCUCCAGAAGACUUCUCUUGAACUCAGAUUCCGCGGCAAAAUCUACCAAUUUUCACCCAAGAAAGAGGGAAAAGCACUCACAUGGAUCUUCUUAUUCCAAGAGAGAAUUUGAGGCUGGUGAUCAUGAAGUUCCAAGCGGACCAAACCCUAUUUCCAACAAGUAG
Messenger RNA from Fraxinus pennsylvanica, 306 nucleotides. The record is from the annotation of a GenBank genome assembly. Lineage: Eukaryota; Viridiplantae; Streptophyta; Magnoliopsida; Lamiales; Oleaceae.